CUCAAUCAAAUUGAGCUCGCAGACUGUGAAAUCUAUGCAUCUUGCGAGCCAUGUCCGAUGUGCUUUGGCGCUAUCCACCUCUCAAGAAUUAAGAGGCUGGUUUAUGGAGCCAAAGCCGAAGCUGCUAUUGCGAUCGGAUUUGACGAUUUCAUUGCAGAUGCAUUGAGAGGCACUGGACAUUAUCAGAAGGCUAACAUGGAGAUCAAGAAAGCUGAUGGAACUGGUGCUGUUAUUGCUGAACAAGUGUUCGAGAAGACUAAAGCAAAGUUCACCAUGUACUGAUUUUUCUCAUUCCCCCACUUACAAAAUUGAGACUGCUUCGUCAAAGACUUCUCAUUUUAUUUCUAAGAAGGAAAAAAAA
Morus notabilis is the source of this 361-nucleotide messenger RNA. RefSeq names its product guanine deaminase-like. Gene Ontology annotation, biological process: tRNA wobble adenosine to inosine editing; purine nucleoside catabolic process. The annotation marks the transcript as partial. The transcript has 2 exons. Gene Ontology annotation, molecular function: guanosine deaminase activity; tRNA-specific adenosine deaminase activity. The record is from RefSeq and is a predicted model, not a curated record. Lineage: Eukaryota; Viridiplantae; Streptophyta; Magnoliopsida; Rosales; Moraceae.